Molecule: messenger RNA, 222 nt
Organism: Clunio marinus
Lineage: Eukaryota; Metazoa; Arthropoda; Insecta; Diptera; Chironomidae
Source: the annotation of a GenBank genome assembly
AUGGAUCACAACGGUGGAAAUUUCUCAUCGCCAUGGGCUGCUGUGCUAGGCCAUCAUCCAAUGACUCCCGAUCCAAGCUUUGCACAUCACGGCUUGCCCAUGGAUUUGCAUGUUUCACAAGGCUUUUCCUACUACAGAAGUGGAGAUGAAAUGAAAAUGAAAAAAGAAAAAAAAGUUAGCCGUGUGAUUAUCGAACUAUUGAAUGAUAAUACGGGACAUUAA